This is a messenger RNA of Mixia osmundae IAM 14324, 564 nucleotides long. RefSeq lists its product as uncharacterized. NCBI's taxonomy places the organism in Eukaryota, Fungi, Basidiomycota, Mixiomycetes, Mixiales, Mixiaceae. The record is from RefSeq and is a predicted model, not a curated record. The coding region runs from base 1 to 564 and encodes 187 amino acids. The transcript is spliced from 4 exons.
AUGAUCUUUAGCACCAUCAGCGCGCUCUCGCUCGCUUCGAUCUCGCUUGCAGCUGCAACGAGCCGCGUCGUUUCGCCAAACGCGGCUGGCGAGAUCAGGUGCUCGGUCCUGUGGACCCCAGUCGGACAGAAGACGUUCGUCAGCGCGCAGAUUGCUCUGAGCAAGGAUAGCGCCUACGCUGCAGCCGGCCGUCAGGCCAGUAUGAAUCACCUCUCGCACAGUCUUGAGCUCAUUCGAAAAGUCAGGGCCUCUCAGUCCUUGCGAUCGAGCCGCCUGCACCUGUUGGCAUGGCUCUCGCAUUCACGCCGACGACCUCCUUUGGCUCACCUGGCCCAAACAACAUCGUCUCGUACACUCUCACAAAUCCUAGAACCGAGUAGGGCCUUUCGCUAUGCCUGUCCUGUCGCUGACGAGCAGGGCAGGAUUCACAAAGAUGCUAUGGGUAGCAACUUUGGCAUUGGCUGCUUCGGCGUCGGCAUACCCAAUCUCGCUGGGACCAUCUCAUCGCUCACCGAGAACCGAGCAGAGAGCGAUCAUGUCAAGCAAGGCUUCUACUCGGCUUGA